CGAGCUGCGUGCACAGCGACCAAGGCCUGCAAUCGUGAAUGCAAGCCAAGCAAGCAGCAGCAGCCAGCCGGCUGCCAUGGCAUGGCAUGGCAUUCGCACUCGUCAUUUCACGCCUCGACCUCUCCUCCACACCCAUCCCUAUCCGCUCAAUCGCCACUCAGACUACAUCCACAUCCCUCCCCCCCACACAACACAUCGCAUACACACCAUGACGGACGCAUCGGGAAGGGAUGGCAAGCUGUUCGCGCGCGGCAAGGUGGCCGAGCUCAAGGCGGAGCUCAUCUCGGAGAAGAAGGACAAGGGUUGGGUGCGCAAGAGGACGACGUUGAAGAGGAUCAUUGCUAAUGCCACCAUGGGCAACGACAUGUCCAGCCUGUUCAACGAUGUCGUCAACACCUGCAUGGCCAUUCAAGUAUUGGAGAUCAAAAAGAUGGUUUACUUGUACCUCAUCAAUUAUGGCAGAUCGCAGCCCGAGCUCAUCCCAAACGCCAUUCCUGGCUUUCUAUCUGACUGCAACGAUCGCAAUCCGCUCAUUCGCGCACUGGCCAUACGCACAAUGUCUUACAUUCACGUCCCCGUCGUCAUAUCCGCCCUGCUCGAUCCUCUGCGACAAUCGCUGCGGGAUAGCGAUCCCUACGUUCGCAAGACGGCCGCCAUCUGCGUCGCCAAACUGUACAUGCACGAUCGCAAAGUGGUGGACAGGCAAGGCUUGAUCGGAAUGCUCAGGGAUCUCUUGGCCGACACGAAUCCUACCGUCGUGGCCAACGCAGUGGCUGCGCUCACAGAGAUCAGCGAGAGGUCGGACAACAUCCAACUCAAACUGAACCUCACCAUCGCCAGCAAGCUGGUCAGCGCGCUGCCGGAUUGCUCCGAGUGGGGUCAGACCUACAUUCUAGAGAGCCUCAUGUUCUUUGUGCCGCAAGAUUAUGCAGACGCAGAGAUUCUAGCUGAACGCAUCGCAGUCAGGCUUCAGCACGCCAAUUCGGCCGUCGUGCUCACCAGCGUCAAGGUCAUCCUCUACCUCAUGAACUACAUUGCAAGCGCAGAAUUCAGGGAGAGCCUCUGCAAAAAGAUCAGUCCGCCGUUGGUCACCCUCCUGUCUUCAGGACCCGAAGUGCAGUACGUCGCGCUGCGCAACAUUCUCCUCGUCAUUCAGCGCAGACCCAUCGUGCUGCAACACGACGUCAAGGUGUUCUUUUGCAAGUACAAUGAUCCCAUCUACGUCAAGAUGGCCAAGCUGGAAAUCAUGUACAGGCUCGCAUCGGAGCGCAAUGUGGAGCAGGUCUUGGCAGAGUUGAGAGAGUAUGCUGCAGAGGUGGACGUGGACUUUGUGAGGAAAGCCGUGCGGAGCAUCGGCAGGCUGGCGAUAAAGAUCGAAUCUACAGCGGACAGGUGCAUCAAGGUGCUGCUCUCGCUCAUCCAGACCAAGGUCAACUACGUCGUUCAAGAGGCCAUCGUCGUCAUCAAGGACAUUUUUAGAAAGUACCCCGAUCGAUACGAGAGCAUCAUCAGCGUCUUGUGCGAGAAUCUGGACAGCCUAGACGAGCCCGAAGCGCGAGCGGCCAUGGUGUGGAUCAUUGGGCAGUACGCUGAGCGCAUCGAAAACUCCGACGAGCUGCUCGAAGACUUUUUAUUCACCUUUUUGGACGAGCCGGUAGAAGUUCAACUCGCACUGUUGACCGCUACAGUCAAGCUGUUCCUCAAGCGUCCUGCAGCGGGUGGAGAAUUGGUACCGAAAGUGCUCAAAUGGGCUACGGAAGAGGUGGAGAAUCCGGAUCUGCGGGAUCGCGGAUACAUGUACUGGCGUCUGCUCUCGACGGAUCCUGCAGCCGCUCGCGAUGUGGUGCUGUCGAACAAGCCAGCUAUCAGCACAGAGACGGACAGGAUGGACAGGACGCUGCUGGAUCAAUUGCUAUUGCACGGUGCUAGCCUCGCGAGCAUUUUCCACCGCCAACCGCAGACUUUCAUUAGGGGCAGCAAAGCUCGAUAUCUUCCCGACUCGCCUGCCAUCGAUGAAGCGGCCAAGAAGAGUGCAAGCCGGCACUUGUACUCUCGACCGACGCCUAGAAAUCCCGGUGGCCUGGCAAAUGUUCAAGCCGAAACGGGUGCACGAGCUGCACCACCUUCAGCGCUUCCGCCAAGCACCACAGACGGCGCAGCGGCGACGGAUGAUGCUCCCGCCACGCCUGGGGCGCUCGCGCACAAUGGAUCAUCCGCCCCGACUGCCUCUGAAGGGGCUACGGCAGAAACGAAUCGCUCCUCGGACGAAGUUCGACGAGGCGAUUCAGCAGAUCGGCCCAGUGGUGCGAAUGGAGAGGCCGAAGAAGAUCCUUACGCGAUGCUUGGUGAUCUUGGACCGGAAUUUGGAGGUGUCGGAGGCGGUUAUGCUGCAGAUGCGCCUGCACCACGAAGCGGAGUGGACGACUUGCUGGCCUAGGGCGGGCAUGUCGCAUCACAUUCGUGGCGCUCCACUCCCCCAUGGCGCUUUUACCCACACGUACGAUGAUUCAUGUCUUUGACAAAAGGUACUCGAGAGUAAUGUAACAUACAUGAUGCGAACUUUGAGCGCCCUCUCUCUCUCUCUCUCUCUCUCUCUCUCACUUGAUGCUCCGCCCAUUGACUGCCGAUUCGCCCAACUUGACGCUCUUCUCGGGCGGGCUCCUGCCGCGCGUGGGUGUGGAGCUGCCAGG
Ceraceosorus guamensis is the source of this 2690-nucleotide messenger RNA. Its product is annotated as putative beta-adaptin. The coding region runs from base 209 to 2437 and encodes 742 amino acids. Gene Ontology annotation, biological process: vesicle-mediated transport; intracellular protein transport. NCBI's taxonomy places the organism in Eukaryota, Fungi, Basidiomycota, Exobasidiomycetes, Ceraceosorales, Ceraceosoraceae. The transcript has 5 exons. Gene Ontology annotation, cellular component: membrane coat. The record is from RefSeq and is a predicted model, not a curated record. Gene Ontology annotation, molecular function: clathrin binding.